Molecule: messenger RNA, 1726 nt
Organism: Branchiostoma floridae (Florida lancelet)
Lineage: Eukaryota; Metazoa; Chordata; Leptocardii; Amphioxiformes; Branchiostomatidae
Product: TNF receptor-associated factor 2-like
Exons: 7
Coding region: 27-1679 (550 amino acids)
Biological process (GO): regulation of apoptotic process; positive regulation of JNK cascade; regulation of canonical NF-kappaB signal transduction
Molecular function (GO): protein binding; zinc ion binding
Source: RefSeq, a predicted model, not a curated record
UUACCAAGGAUUGAGGACACCGAACAAUGCCUGGCUACUCGGUGAAACUGAAGGGGGAGGGUACCGACCCGAAGUACUGCUGUUCCUGCUGUGCUCUACUGCUGAAUGAGCCAAGACAAACAUCCUGUGGACAUCGGUACUGUAAAUCAUGUUUGGAAGACCUGAAUGGGGCCAGUGCAGGACAUCUCACAUGUAAGGUACCAUCAUGUGGUAACAGCAUCAACAUCGGAGAGCUGUUUCCAGAUAGGGCCAUUGAGAAGGAGAUUCAAAAGUUUGAAGUGUUCUGUGACAACAACGAUGAUGGUUGCACAUGGGAGGGACGCCUACGACAGCUUCAGACCCAUCUUGGUGAGUGUGAGUAUGAGAAGAUCGCCUGCAUCCACAAGGACUGCGGGGAGAGAAUCCCAAGGAGGGACCUUUCCAAACAUCUUACAGACAUCUGUGCGCUCCGGGCUACUACCUGCCAGUGGUGUAAGGAGUCUCACUCAUUCAAGGAUAUUGUGAAACACCAGGAGUCGUGCCCCAUGGCCCCUGCCCGGUGUAAGUGGUGCGGUAAGAAGGGUCUGACCCGCUCACAGCUGCAGGACCAUCAACAUCCGCAGACUGGAGACUGUCCCAACAUGAAACUGCCGUGUCACUUCGAACCAGUAGGAUGUCAGGAAAAGCUGGAAAAAAAGCAACAUGGCGACCACCAGAAGAAGACCAUCGAAGCUCAUCUCAACAUGGUUCUCACCAUGCUCCUCCAACUGGCAACAAACGUGGAGGGGUACCGGGACCAGGACAUUGAGGCUCAAGAGAACAUGCGCGUUGUCAUUCCUCGACUGGACAAGAACAUCAAAGACCAAGACAGCAAGAUUACUCAGUUGGUGCAGAAGCUAUCCGAUUACCAGUCUGAGGGGGGGACGGCGUCAGAAUCAAGCGGCUUGAAGGCGGCACUGGAGAAUCGAGUUGAACAGAUGCGGGCUAAAGUUGAAAUCAUGACGAAGAAGCUCGCCGCCUGGGAACCAAGCGUCGGCACGUUUGAGGGGAUCGUCGCCGUUCUCAAUCGUGAAAUCGAAAAAUGUAGCUCCCAGAUGGAGACGCACGAACGACAACGUCGUCAGGACAUCGAGAUUCUGGAGAGGAAGGUCAGAUCUCUGGAAAGGAUCAUCGCUCUGAAGGACGCUAGCGCUGUCCAUGCGGAACAAUGCCUCCUAAACCAGACAAUGACCAGCUAUGACGGCAUCCUGACAUGGAAGAUCACAGACUUCACCCGUAAGCGCCACGACGCCAUCACGGGGAAGACAACCUUUAUCUACUCGCCGUAUUUCUUCACCAGCCGUACAGGGUACAAGAUGUGCGCCCGGAUCUACCUGAACGGAGACGGGAUGGGGAAGGGCACUCAUGUCAGCCUGUUCUUCGUCCUGAUGAGGGGGCACUUUGACAGGUUGCUGCGCUGGCCUUUUAGACAAAAGGUGACCUUCCUGCUUCUGGACCUAAAUAACCGAGAACACGUGAUCGACGCGUUCCGUCCUAACCCGACCAGCUCGUCCUUCCAGCGGCCCACCAGUGACAUGAACAUCGCCAGUGGAUGUCCGCUCUUCGUGCCGCACAGUCAGCUGGACAGCAGUAGCCAUGCCUAUGUCGACGAGGACACCAUGUUCAUCAGGGUCAUAGUAGACACCGCUGAUCUUCAUUAAAGCACAACCCGUACGUGCUUUUUGUCUGUACGUUAUUGUUUUUUAUG